Culex quinquefasciatus (southern house mosquito) is the source of this 1776-nucleotide messenger RNA. RefSeq names its product ribosome biogenesis protein BOP1 homolog. Gene Ontology annotation, biological process: maturation of LSU-rRNA from tricistronic rRNA transcript (SSU-rRNA, 5.8S rRNA, LSU-rRNA); ribosome biogenesis. Gene Ontology annotation, cellular component: PeBoW complex; preribosome, large subunit precursor. NCBI's taxonomy places the organism in Eukaryota, Metazoa, Arthropoda, Insecta, Diptera, Culicidae. Gene Ontology annotation, molecular function: protein binding; ribonucleoprotein complex binding. The record is from RefSeq and is a predicted model, not a curated record.
AUGCCAUCCAUCCCUGCGGAUUUAAAUGGUUUGAAAGAGCUCACCGCCCAGUCAACCUUGGAACGACCCUGGAUCGAGUGGUUCACGUCCGAGGUCGAGAAGAUGCCCAUCCGGAACAUCCCCGACCACAAGCCCUUCCUGCCGAGCAAGUCGGAAAAGCAGAAGAUCGGCCGCCUCGUGCACGCCCUCAAGAUGGGCUGGGUCAAGACCCGCGCCGAGACGGAACGGCUGGCCGCCGCCGCCAAGGGUCCCAAGUUCUACAUGGUGUGGGACAGCGACCACGGCAAGGAGGACAUCCGACGCAUCCACGACCACGUGGUGGCCCCGAAGCGACCCCUGCCGGGGCACGCCGAAUCGUACAACCCACCGCCCGAGUAUCUGUUCAACGAGCGCGAGCUGGCCGAGUGGAACAGCCACGAGGAGGAACCGUGGCGCCGCAAGCUGCACUACAUUCCGCAAAAGUUCAACUCGCUGCGGGAGGUGCCGUACUACGCGCAGUACGUUCGGGAGCGCUUCCUGCGCUGUCUGGAUCUUUAUCUGUGUCCGCGGGGCAAGCGAACGCGCGUCACCGUCGGGCCAGAGUAUUUGAUUCCGAAGCUGCCUCGCCCGGACCUGCAGCCGUUCCCGACGCUGCAGAACCUGGUGUACCGCGGCCACACCGACAUGAUCCGCACGAUCAGCAUCGAGCCGAAGGGCGAGUACCUGGUGACCGGGUCGGACGAUAAGACCAUCAAGAUUUGGGAAGUCUCGACGGCGCGUUGCAUCAAAACCAUCCCCACCGGGGACGUGGUCCGCUCGGUGGCGUGGUGUCCGAACGUCAAAAUAUCCCUCAUCGCAGUGGCCUCCGGCAAGCGCACGCUGCUGAUCAACCCGCACGUUGGCGACUGCCUGUUGUCGAAAAAGACCGACGAUCUGCUGGCGGAAGCCCCCAAGCACGAAGUAGUGGACAACGAGCGCAUCAGCACAGCCGUCCAGUGGGUCGAUGUGGCCGAGGAGGAGCAGAAGGCCGGCGUCCGGAUCGUGAUCAACCACUUCCGCGAGAUUAAGCAAGUCACGUGGCACGGCCGGGGCGAUUACUUCGCCACCGUGAUGCCGGAAGCCCAGAACCGAUCGGUGUUGAUCCACCAGCUGUCCAAGCGACGCUCCCAAUUCCCGUUCUCCAAGAGCAAAGGCCUCAUCCAGUGCGUCCUAUUCCACCCGGUAAAGCCGUGUCUCUUCGUAGCGACCCAGCGCCACAUCCGCGUGUACGACCUGGUCAAGCAGGAACUGCUCAAGAAGCUCUUCCCCAGCUGCAAGUGGAUCUCGAGCAUGGCGAUCCACCCGAAAGGGGACAACCUCCUGGUCGCCACCUACGAGAAGAAGAUGAUGUGGUUCGAUCUGGACCUGUCGACGCGACCCUACCAACAGCUCAAGCUGCACUUUUCCGCCAUCCGGAACGUGGCCUUCCACCAGCGUUACCCACUGUUCGCAUCGGCCAGCGACGACCGCAGCGUGAUCGUGUCCCACGGAAUGGUUUACAAUGACCUGAUGCAAAACGCGCUGAUUGUGCCGUUGCGGCGGCUGGAGAACCACGAGCGGGUCAACGACUUUGGUGCAUUCGAUGUGGUGUUUCACCCGACGCAACCGUGGCUGUUUUCGUCCGGGGCAGACAAUACGGUGCGGUUGUACACGUAAGGUGGGCACAGUCUACGCGAAUGUUUGGUGUAGAGAGGAAGAUUAUUAAGGUGGUUCAAAUAAAAUGUUUGAAAAAUAUAUUCAUUUAAAGAAAGGUCAAAA